AUGUCUCCGACUGCUGGUACUGGACGGGAGAAGGAGUCGAACACCGCGCGACUCCUGGGCUCCGGCUCCGCUGGUAUUGCUGAAUUGGCCGUCUUCCACCCCGUGGACACUAUCGCGAAGCGCUUGAUGAGCAACCAGACCAAGAUCUCCGGCGUCGAGCAGCUCAACAAGGUCAUCUUCAAGGACACGGCCAACGCGACAGCGGGCCGCAAGUUCGUUUCGCUCUUCCCCGGUCUGGGAUACGCCGCCGGCUACAAAGUCCUCCAGAGAAUAUACAAGUAUGGCGGUCAGCCCAUCGCCAGGGACUUCUUGGCCAAGAACUAUGGCGAGGACUUUGAGCGCGCUUUCGGCAAGAAGACUGGCAAGGCUAUCAUGCACUCCACCGCUGGCAGUUUGAUCGGUAUCGGAGAGAUCGUUCUCCUUCCCCUCGACGUCCUCAAGAUCAAGAGACAGACAAACCCCGAGGCCUUCCGCGGCCGUGGUGUCUUCAGAAUCGUUGCCGACGAGGGCUUCGGCCUGUACAGAGGUUGGGGCUGGACCGCCGCCCGUAACGCUCCUGGUUCUUUCGCUCUCUUCGGUGGUUCCGCCUUCACAAAGGAGUACCUCUUCAAGCUCGACGACUACAACAAGGCGUCCUGGUUCCAGAACUUCAUCGCCUCCAUUGCCGGUGCCUCCGCCUCCCUCCUCGUCUCCGCUCCCCUCGACGUCAUCAAGACCCGUAUCCAGAACCGUAACUUUGAGAACCCCGAGAGCGGUUUCAGAAUUAUCUCCAACAUGAUGAAGAACGAAGGUGCCACCGCUUUCUUCAAGGGUCUGGUUCCCAAGCUCCUCAUGACUGGACCCAAGCUGGUCUUCUCAUUCUGGCUUGCACAGACUCUCAUUCCCGCCUUUGACGGCAUGCUUAAGAAAUAA
This is a messenger RNA of Colletotrichum fioriniae, 912 nucleotides long. RefSeq names its product high copy suppressor of abf2 (gene YHM1). Lineage: Eukaryota; Fungi; Ascomycota; Sordariomycetes; Glomerellales; Glomerellaceae. Gene Ontology annotation, cellular component: mitochondrion. The record is from RefSeq and is a predicted model, not a curated record. Gene Ontology annotation, molecular function: guanine nucleotide transmembrane transporter activity.